UGUUAGAAAGAAGUGUGCUUCACAGUCGAGAAGAUCCGAAAUUCGCAUGAAUUUCGGAACAAACACAGGCCAAUCAAUUGCAAACUAGUGUGAAAACGCGUGAUUAGGACACUUCUGACCGAUUGCAGCAUACCGAAUAGGAUGGAGGAUAAGGCUAUGCUAAAAGAUUUAGACCAAUGGAUCGAACAACUGAACGAGUGCAAACAAUUGACCGAAUCGCAAGUGAAAAUUCUGUGUGAUAAGGCGAAGGAAAUUCUAUCGAAGGAGUCUAACGUACAGGAGGUGAAAUGUCCGGUUACAGUAUGUGGAGACGUACAUGGCCAAUUCCACGAUCUGAUGGAGCUGUUUCGGAUAGGCGGACGAUCACCGGACACUAACUAUCUGUUCAUGGGAGAUUAUGUCGAUCGUGGCUAUUAUUCGGUAGAAACCGUUACUUUGUUGGUCGCAUUGAAGGUACGAUAUCGUGAAAGAAUCACUAUCCUUCGCGGUAAUCACGAAUCGCGACAGAUUACCCAAGUGUACGGUUUCUACGACGAAUGUCUGCGGAAGUACGGCAAUCCGAACGUAUGGAAGUUCUUUACGGAUUUGUUUGACUACUUGCCGUUGACGGCCCUGGUCGAUGGACAGAUCUUUUGCCUGCACGGAGGGCUCAGUCCUUCGAUUGAUACGCUUGAUCACAUUCGGGCGCUCGAUAGACUUCAGGAGGUGCCACACGAAGGACCGAUGUGCGAUCUGCUCUGGUCCGAUCCGGAUGACCGAGGCGGCUGGGGUAUAUCGCCCCGAGGAGCAGGCUACACAUUUGGACAGGAUAUUUCGGAACUGUUCAAUCACACAAACGGGCUGACAUUAGUAUCAAGAGCACAUCAGUUAGUAAUGGAAGGAUACAAUUGGUGCCACGAUCGCAAUGUUGUCACAAUUUUCUCAGCACCGAACUACUGCUACCGUUGUGGCAAUCAGGCAGCAUUGAUGGAACUGGACGAUGCACUCAAGUUUUCAUUCCUACAAUUUGAUCCGGCUCCACGUCGUGGCGAACCACAUGUAACCAGAAGAACGCCGGAUUAUUUCCUUUAAGAACAAUAUCCUUAUUAUAUGAUGCUGAAAUAAUAGCACGAGUAAACAAAUUAAGCAGGUACACACAACAUUAAGAGAGACAGUCCAACUGAAGUUGCAUCCAUGUAAUAGAAGAAACAAAAACGGCAAACAUGUUUGAAAGCAACAGAGAUGUGUUGUCCAGCGCAGCAAAUUGACCGAACAAAUUUGUGGGAAAUGGAUGUGUAAUGCGUAAUGUCCCGUACAACCAACACAUUUAUGCAUAAUAAUUACAUCGUAAUCAAAUAAUAAAGGGAAAGAUCUAUUAUUUAACAAAACAAAAAAGGGAACAGCCAAGAAACACUGACAAGCAUGGAUCUUUUGCCAAGCAAACUAAACCCAAGUGGUGAAGAGUGCGCUUUUGCUACCGCCAACGUGGAUUAAAAAACGGAUGCCGGCGAUAGACGGCGAUGUGGCAUUUGCUACUAUGGAAAAGAAUUCUAAUCAGAAUUCGGAGAACGAGAGUGCGAAUGAGGAGAAAGAAUUUCGUUCCAGUCUGUUGGUAUAUUGUGCUGCUUAUUUCUAAAAACACCGCAAUGGCAAAUGUUCAGGCGGGAUGGAUUAAAACACACCUACGAUAUGAUCGAACUGCUGAUCCAUCAACUGCAAGAGUAGUUACGUCAAACACACGAUGGUUAAAAAAUCCCACCCCUUUGUAUACUGGGGCCUCUUUUUGUGCGUAUGCGCAUUCAUACGUGUGGGUAUGUGCGUGUUUGUGUGAGAGAAAUGUGGAAAUAAGACCGAUACCGGUAAGCAAUGAUCAAUCAACAGAGGGAGAAGAUGCAAAUUGCAAGCUUAACUGUCCUUCGCUGCAACCAGACUGCAUCCCAUUGUGGAUGAUAAGAGAUCUACGAGGAAGGAGGGGAAGUGUAGUAAGGUUGGGAAAAGAAAAGAAAGGAAAUGUAAUACUAUUCUAAUAAUAAUACUACUACUUAAGCGGAAGGCAGGAAGAAGAAUGAUGAGAAAAGUAUCCGUCUGUGUGCAUGUUGCGUAAAGUGGAGAACAAACAAAUCGUGAAAAAAGGAAAUGAUGGUGCAUAGUAUUGGAAUGCCAGAAAAUGUAAGCGAAAAACCAUCCCCAAAAUCCUCCCCUCUUGUCCGAGUCUUAUCCGUUUGAUGGUCCAUUCUAUUUAAAUAUCACUUUUUUGUUAAUUAUGGCGUAUUUUUAAAAGCAACACGACUUCAUACUGGACUUUAGCGAGCAUUAUUCGAUAGACACGUCGGGAAAAUAAUAUAGAGUGGCAGGGCUAAUUUCAUGUGGCUAAGAACGGAAAAGUAAUAGUGAUGAUCCCCAAUAAACGUUGAUCGUAACCGUUGCUGAAUAAUCGGUUCAAUAAGAGCACACCACACAAUACUUAUACCUAAACAUUCGUUCCUCUUUGCGUUUACGGCGCCAAGGUGUACCCCUGGAUUGUGGAAAACGCCGGUAAAUUUGCGAAUUUGUCUGGUAUUAUUACACGUUAUUAUUGUACAUUGAGACUGUGGCUAUUUCCUUGCUCGUGAUAUUGCGUUAGCGGAAUUUAUCUAAAUACGCGCGAUCUUGUUCAAAGCAACAAGUUCGACUUCCCAUUUCAAAACGAUCACGAGCUAACACUGCGCGUUCCCACACGGGAGGGUGGUUAGUAGAUAUAAUUAAGGUAACCGGUGUGACUAUCGUUACGAUCAUACACAUGUUUGCGUUGUUUCUUCUCUAAUUCUUUUGUUUGCGGAAUAUGUUAGUACACUACUCUGCGGUCUUGUGUUGUGUGGCCGGCAAUCAAUUUGUUUUCCAUGGGUGAGAAUGUUUUGGCGCGAGCGAGAGAGAGAGAGAGAGUAGGAGAGAGCUAGUUUAGAAAUCAAUCAAACAAGCAGCGUAUUAUUGCAUCCACAACAGAUAAACCAACAAUUAAUUCGUGUUAUGUCUUACUAAAAGUUCAAACAAACGAGUUCUGGCAGAGAAACAGAGAGAGAGAGAGAGAGAGAGAGAGAGAGAGAGAGAGAGAGAGAGAGAGAGAAAGAGUGAGCGAGCUGUAUUAGAGCAGAAGGUACACAUAAACACACAGAACGUCGAUGCAUCGAUGUAUAUCGCAAAAAAGCAGUGGAAAGGAGAAACAAGAGCAUUAUAAACAUUUCGUUUUAUUAGCGGUUUUACUUUGAUGGAAGAAUGGUUAAAACAUUCGCUAGCUUCAGACACACAUGCAACAAAUAAAAACGUAACAAAACUGAAAUAGAAGUCCUCGUCCGUAGGGCUUUGUGCGAUUAUGUUCCUUAUUUUGUUCGCUCGGAGAUGUUGAGUUUUCACCUAGCCAUCAUUACUGUCAUGUGGAUUGCUGACCCUUGGGUUUUUUUUUCGAAUGAAGUGGACUUUUACCCGAAUUAGUGUUAUUUAUGUGUUGUGCUUAAAGAACAUUAUAACUAGUUUUCUCUAAUAUAAUUCCAUACAGGAUUUCAAGUUUGUUUUUUUUUUGUUUUUGAGAGCGUUUAAACCUCAUAACUUAAGCUAAAUUCACAUUAAGCUUUCACAAUGCGCGUAGAUGAAAACGCCCCUAGAACCACAGACGGCAGGCAGUUGAGCGAUUGAGGUGAGCCAGUAAGCCUUGCGACCGAGAGAGAGAGAGAG
This is a messenger RNA of Anopheles moucheti, 3687 nucleotides long. RefSeq names its product serine/threonine-protein phosphatase PP2A (gene mts). The record is from RefSeq and is a predicted model, not a curated record. The coding region runs from base 142 to 1071 and encodes 309 amino acids. Gene Ontology annotation, molecular function: protein serine/threonine phosphatase activity. NCBI's taxonomy places the organism in Eukaryota, Metazoa, Arthropoda, Insecta, Diptera, Culicidae. Gene Ontology annotation, biological process: peptidyl-serine dephosphorylation; mitotic cell cycle. The transcript is spliced from 5 exons. Gene Ontology annotation, cellular component: cytosol.